AUGAAGCAAUCAAGAAAGGUUGCCAAAGUUGCCUAUCAAGGACUAAAGGAGUUGGUUAAAUUUGGAAAGUUUGCUAAGCUUGAAGACACUCCGGUUGUUAGUUUAAUUAAUGUUGAGAUUGCCGAGGAACACGUGUCACCUAUGUCAAAAUUUCAAUUAACCUUUGAAGAAAUUGAAAGCAUCUCAAUCCCAGAAGAGGAUGCAACUGUCAUACCUCCGACUGUGACUGAAAGAGAUCGUGACAUAAUUGUGCAAUCCUCUAUACCAACCCCUGAACAGGCAGAUGCUCUUGUUGCAGAACUUCAGUGA
Messenger RNA from Lactuca saligna, 309 nucleotides. Lineage: Eukaryota; Viridiplantae; Streptophyta; Magnoliopsida; Asterales; Asteraceae. The record is from the annotation of a GenBank genome assembly.